AUGCUAGCGAUCCUCAUCGCUCUCCUGCAACAAACGUCAACUCGAUUCCUCCCACUAUCAACACCGGUACAGAUCCUACGAGUCAACGCCGCGAACAACUUCCAGACCCUGAGGGCAAAAGUAGUCCCCCUCUGGAUCGGCGGUGCAGGCCCGUCUCAGACGGCAUUGCAAGGCACUGUUUCGCACGCACCGACGUUUUCGAGAUCCAUCUCCUCAACCCCGACGAACCCGACAACCAGCAUGGCUUCGCAAGAGUGUGGCCUUGGUCCCGAACAGUGCACGCCGGGACAAAAAGCCGGGGUUCAAGCGGAUCCGUCAACGGCGUCGAACAACAAGAAUGCAGAUACAGACACAAAAACAGAUGCAGAUAAAGCCGCAGCUGAACCAGAGCCAGAGUUGCCGAAACUGUCUGCCCAGGAUUUCCGCGAGUAUAAUCGCCUGGCCGUCAUGAUGAAUGCCUAUCACAACCAUUUCCGAUACACGUGGAAUCUCCUGUACAAGGCGUGCACAUCCGGGUCGCGACCCGCGGGCAUGUCCAUCCGCAGCUUCAUCUCGCAGGGCCUGCACCUGUGCCACUCGCUGACGAUCCACCACACGAUCGAGGAGCAACACGUCUUCCCCGAACUGGCCGAGCGCAUGCCCGCGUUCGGCGCCCACGACCACCUCAUCACCCAGCACGAACAAAUCCACGAAGGGCUCGAAAAGUUGGAGGAGUAUCUCGAUGCGUGCCGGAGCGGGGAGAAGGAGCUGCGCCUGUCCGAGUUGAAGGAGAUCAUGGACUCUUUUGGAGGUGUGUUGUGGGCCCACUUGGACGACGAGGUGAGGAUGCUGGGCGCGGAGAAUAUGCGCCGGUUCUGGACCAAGGAGGAGAUCAUGGCCAUGCAGUGGUGA
Messenger RNA from Fonsecaea monophora, 891 nucleotides. RefSeq lists its product as hypothetical. The record is from RefSeq and is a predicted model, not a curated record. The transcript has 2 exons. NCBI's taxonomy places the organism in Eukaryota, Fungi, Ascomycota, Eurotiomycetes, Chaetothyriales, Herpotrichiellaceae. The coding region runs from base 1 to 891 and encodes 296 amino acids.